AUGCCAAAACUUACGGGGGCCGGUUGCAUCAUGAUCCUAGUGAACGUCUGUUUCCUAGUGAGCGGUAUUAUGCUACUGCGCUAUAGCUCGACACUCGAGACAAGUGGCUGGGCUGAUGCACUUGAGGGCACGGACUAUGAAUCGUUUUCACAUACUGCUACUACGAUGUUGCAAGUACUGGGCUUUGCUGUUAUUGCUUUGGCACUUGUGGGUAUUGUGGGUGCCAUCAUUCAAAAUCGACUGCUGCUUUGGCUGUAUUCGAUUGUGAUGGUCAUUGCCAUGUCGGCGUUUGGCGUCUUGGCUGGUACAGCCUAUACGUUCCAUACCAAGAUGGCGGAAUGGGAGAAUGCUCCUUUUCCUGCUAAUGACAAAGAGACCAAGGUGGCAACGACUUUUAAUGAAGUUUAUUGCUAUGCGGAGGGAUACUAUUACUGUAACACUGCUACAGCAAAGGAGACGUAUGUAAACUUUUUCCCGAAUGCUCCGACUGAGCUUGUGAACUUGCUACCCGAUACAAAAGGUGUUCUCUCGUUAUGUGGUAAGCUUAAUGAGGCAGUGGAAGGCUUAAAUACAGUAUGUGAUGCCUGCAAGAUGUCGUCUACAUUUGCCAAGUAUGACAAGAUUUUGCUCUGGGCGGAAACAAAGUGCCCCAGGAGUGUCGUAACGAGCAAAUGGUGUGCUCGAUUCCUGGCGACAGGUGCUCCAGGUGAAGUGUACAAUGGUUCUCCAUACGGUCAGUGUCGAAAUAUUUUUCUUGACAUGGCCAUUGACUGGAGUAAAACCUUAGCGAUAGCUGGACUAGCAGUGGCUAUUGCAGCAGCUGUUCUGAUAGCGUUGACUUGCUGUGCCCGUCGUUCAAAGGAUGCUAGCCAGAGCCGUCUUUCAAAGGUAUAG
Peronospora farinosa is the source of this 894-nucleotide messenger RNA. NCBI's taxonomy places the organism in Eukaryota, Oomycota, Peronosporomycetes, Peronosporales, Peronosporaceae. The record is from the annotation of a GenBank genome assembly.